GGUGUUGAGAUCCAAAACUUCCUUUCGUCUCGAGUUAUUUUGGCCAUGAUAACAAUGUGAUUGUUAUAUUCUUUCGAAGCAACUCAUUAGUAUCAUCGUAUCCUUCUGUUAAUUGGGGCAUCUCUCAUUUCAUUUCCUUUUCAAUGCUGGAUUACGAUAAUACAUAGAGUCAGUCAGUCAUUGAAGCCUCUUUUCGCGAGUAACAAGUGGGAUCGUUUGCGCCGGGUCUCCCGUUACAUACAGUUAGCACGACAUUCGAAACUUGCGAUGAAGCAGGUGUAUCCUUGGGUCUGAUUCACAUCUAUUCUCUUUUAUAAAAGGUUCCUCGCUGGCAACCUUUUACAUUGUUCCAUCGCUACAUUGUUACAUUUUCACAGGCAUUUUAUGCUACCUUACUAUUUCCAUUGAACCUUCAGCCUAGGAAGUAGAUUGCGGAGGCGGCGCAUUUCUCGACCCGACCCCGCCCACCAUUUAAGUACUUGACAUUCUGCCAACAUAUGCCAAUUCUUAGAAUAGUCCUAAUUUGUCCGUCUUUAUGUCGUCUAUUCCCUUUAAAAGACUUCUGGUCUUACCGACCACCUUUUCGUACGCACUGGGUCAAUAUAAACCAGAUGCAUUGUCAUCCUCGCGCCCAAGUUACCUAGGAACAUUUGUGCAACUAUAUCUGUUGCAGUUCAUAGGCUUUGUGAUAUGGAGAGUGAUCCUGUAUCCUUUCUACUUUUCACCACUUAGACAUUUGCCCUCGCCGAAAGGUGGUAGUUGGUGGAAUGGUCAUUGGAAGAGAAUUUCCGGAGAGCCGACUGGACAGCCUAUGCUUGACUGGUAAGCUUCAUCCGUUAUACCCUUACACAUAUAUCUAAUGAUGUAAUAGGAUAGAGGAAGUUCCAAAUGACGGCAUCAUACGAUAUCUGGGAAUUUUGAAUUCGGAGAGAGUUAUGGUCACCAAUGCCAAAGCGCUCAGCGAAGUUCUUACCACUAAAAAUUAUGACUUCGUCAAACCGUCUACUGUUCGCCUUGGAAUAGGGCGUCUUCUUGGAAUUGGAGUUCUUUUGGCAGAGGGAGAGGAACAUAGAGUACAGAGAAAAAACCUCAUGCCCGCAUUCGCAUUUCGGCAUGUUAAGGAUUUGUAUUCCGUUUUCUGGGAUAAAUCUUGUGAAGGUUUAAAAGCUAUGACCACGGAAGUCAAGGGGAAGGAAUGCGGCGAUAUUCCUAAUGAUAUGAUCGGAGAAAAGAAUGGAAGUGAUGGAAAUAUUGACCAACCGGAAAAGGGUGUGGCAAUCAUAGAAGCCAUGCAGUGGGCAAGCAGAAUAACAUUGGACAUAAUCGGUACAGCUGGUCUGGGCAAAGAUUUUGGUGCCAUCCAGGACCCUAAUACAUUACUCAACAGGACUUACAGGACUGUCUUCAAGCCAACACGCUCUGCGCAGAUUCUUGGAUUCCUCCAGCUUUUCCUACCUGGAUGGUUUGUGAAAAGGAUACCCGUCAAAAGAAAUGGGGAGAUCGAGGAAGCUGCAGAAACUAUCAGAUCCGUUUGUAGAGAUCUCAUUCACGAGAAAAAAGCCAAGCUAGAGAAAAAGGAGCUGACCGAUGUGGAUAUUUUAAGUGUCGCACUGGAGAGUGGAGGCUUUCCCGAUGAAAACCUUAUUGAUCAACUUAUGACUUUCCUAGCAGCUGGCCACGAGACCACCGCGAGUGCGAUGGCUUGGGCAAUUUAUCUACUCUGCGCAUACCCAGAAGUCCAAUCUCGUCUUCGCGAGGAAGUCCGCGCAAAACUUCCUAGUCCAGACUCAACUGCUACUGUCACAAACCAGGAUAUUGAUUACAUGCCCUAUCUAAACGCUGUAUGUAACGAAAUCCUCCGCUACUUUCCACCCGUUCCUCUCACUCUUCGUGAAGCCGCUGUUGAUACCAUUAUUUCCGGUCAUCGGAUUCCCAAGGGCACACGCGUAAUGCUUAUUCCAUGGGCCAUCAACAAAGACGAAAAGAUGUGGGGUCCUUCUGCGCGAAAAUUCAACCCCGAUCGAUGGUUACCCGAGAAUGGCGACUCUCACAAUACGAGCGGAGGAAGCUCAAGUAAUUAUGCAUUUCUUACUUUUUUGCACGGGCCAAGAAGUUGCAUUGGGCAAGCAUUUGCGAAAGCCGAGUUUGCUAUUUUGUUGGCGACCUGGAUCGGGAGGUUUGAGUUUGAGUUGAGGGAUAAGAAUAUGAUGGAUGAGAAGAAUUUGUAUAUCAAAGGGGGGGUAACGGCAAAACCGGCGAAGGGUUUGUAUGUUAAGGUUAAGGUUAGAGAAGGUUGGUAGAGACUGGGGUUUGGGAAUUAUAUUUUACGGUAAAACGUUUAGAGACAGGAUGGAUUUGUAGAUAAAUUAUAUAUACUCUACCUCAAACUUCGUUUCCUUCUCAAUGCUGGCUUUGCACAAUGGUUGUUCGUCUUCGAGCGGUUCUCUACUCUACUACUUUCAAGCUGCAAAUACAGUUGUAUGGCGUCAUGGGUU
Messenger RNA from Sclerotinia trifoliorum, 2495 nucleotides. NCBI's taxonomy places the organism in Eukaryota, Fungi, Ascomycota, Leotiomycetes, Helotiales, Sclerotiniaceae. The record is from the annotation of a GenBank genome assembly.